Messenger RNA from Branchiostoma belcheri (Belcher's lancelet), 3480 nucleotides. Its product is annotated as peroxidasin-like. Gene Ontology annotation, molecular function: calcium ion binding; peroxidase activity; heme binding. Lineage: Eukaryota; Metazoa; Chordata; Leptocardii; Amphioxiformes; Branchiostomatidae. The record is from RefSeq and is a predicted model, not a curated record. Gene Ontology annotation, biological process: response to oxidative stress. Bases 118 to 2976 code for a protein of 952 amino acids. The transcript has 20 exons.
CUGCGUUUUAAGCUUUAGAAGGCUGACAGUAGACACCAAAGCGGCAUCCCGCCGAAAGUCCGGCACCAGGCGCCCAUGGAUACAGCCACUUCUGUAGUCCGUCCAUCCUGGUGACUGAUGUCAGUUGACCCACCGACCUGUGAAGCGAUGAGACUCUGUAUACUGCUGGUACUUACAGGCUGGUACAGUCUGUUUGGUGAAGUCACAUGUGCGGCACUCAUUCCCACUGAGCAGAGUUCGGAACAGCAGCCAAGCGAAGAGUUCAUACUGUCGGAGGAUGAUUGGGGAGAAGACAGCAGGACACACGAGCAGCGGUACCCGGGAGACGUGUUUGUCGCGUCCUCCUUACAGGAGACAAUAAGACAAGUGGACAGCAGCAUAACAAACACAGAAAAACUCCACCAUGAUGAGGACAGGAUAAGAACGCCGUUUGAGUUCCUGGAGCGGCUGCACCACAUGAGCCCUGAGGCGCGGAAGGAGGCUCGUGCCGCGGCGAUCGUGGAGGGGACCAUGCAGCUGGUCCUGGAACGGGUCCGGGAACACAACAAGGACUGGGUCGCCGCUGGAGACAUGUGCGACAUAAGAAAAGCUAUCUCCCCCGCCCAGAGAGACAUAAUCGCCGACAUGUCGGGUUGUGAACAGCUUGCCGUCGCAGCGAACUGUUCCAUCUACAAGUAUCGCACAGCCGACGGCAGCUGCAAUAACAUCGACAAUCCGCACUGGGGCGCUGCGCUACGGCCGUUCAAACGCUUUAUGUUGCCGAAGUAUGACGAUGGGUGGAACGAACCGAUUGGAUGGGAGAAAUCGGAAUACAACGGGUUUCCUCUUCCCAGUCCCCGCCAAGUUUCUAGUGUGCUGCUGACCAGUUCUGAGACAGAGGAUGACCCGGAGUACACACACAUGCUGACGGAGUGGGGCCGGUUCUUACGGCACGACAUGGAGCAGACGGCCACUGCUGUGGGCUGUACCGUCCUGGCGUCAAAGAAGAAGAUCCUGUGUACAGACACGUGUGACAACGUCAGUCCGUGUUUCCCCAUUGCCGUCCCUGAUGACGACCCACGGAUAAACAACACACAGAAGCCUUGCCUGCCGUUCACGCGGUCCAGCUCCAUGUGCGGGGUGGCUGUAGGGGACACGUCCAACCCUGAUGAUCUCCUGGACCGCGAGCAGAUCAACCAGGUCUCCAGCUUCAUCGACGCCUCCAUGGUGUACGGGUCCUCGGAACACCUGGCGCAGUCACUGCGGGACUUGACGACCGAUCUGGGCCUGCUGCGUGUUCAGCCGCGGGCGGACGUCAGUUCAGGGCUGGACCUGCUGCCGUUCCAGGAGGAAGAAGACAAACCCUGCAAUCAGGACCCGGCAGGUGGAGACAGCGUCCCUUGCUUCCUCGCCGGUGACAGUCGCGCGAACGAGGACAACAGAGCCAUCGCGUCUCACACCGUCUGGGUCCGGGAGCACAACAGGCUGGCCCGGGUACUCCACGGCCUUAACCCGCACUGGGGCGGAGACAGGCUGUACCAGGAGGCGCGCGAAAUCGUGGCGGCGGAGAUACAACACAUCACCUUCUCCGAGUACCUGCCCAAGAUCCUGGGACCGACCGAAAUGGAAGAAGUGGGAGAGUAUUCCGAGUACGACCCUGACGUGGACCCGUCCGUACGAAACUCGGUCGCCAUGGCAGCUUUCCGACUCAACGACGCGGCGACGGACCCGCUGGUGCAGCGGUACGACCAGAACUAUGAAGAGGACCCUGCCAUAGGAAACGUGGCCCUGCGCGACACGUUUUUCGCCCCCUGGCGGAUCGUGAAGGAAAGCGGGAUCGACUCGCUGGUCAGAGGCCUGAUCGGGAGUCCCGCCAAGCUGGCAACACCGAGAAAUGUUAUCCAUGAAGAGCUGACUGAGCACAUGUUCGCCCUGCCUGGCCAUGCCGGACUGGACAUAGCCGCCAUCACCAUCCAGCGGGGCAGGGACCACGGCAUACCGUUCUACAACAACUGGCGGGAUAUUUGUGAGCUAUUGCUAGCAGAAUCGUUUGACGACCUCUCCGGUGACAUACCAGACGACGACAUCCGUCAGAAGCUGGCUGACGUGUACGGUGACGUCAGAAACGUCGACCUGUGGCCCGGGGGACUGCUGGAGGAUCACGUGACCGGGGGCCGGGUGGGGCCCACCUUCAGGUGUCUCCUAGCGGCACAGUUCAAGGCGAUAAGGCAAGGAGACAGAUUUUGGCACGAGAACUACGGUGUGUUCACGGCGGCCCAGCGCGCGCAGAUCGGCCGUGUGACGUACGCGCGGGUCCUGUGCGACAACACGGGCGUCACCAGGCUACAGCCGGACGUCUUCGUCAGAACUGACGUCACGGACAUGGUGUCAUGUGACAACAUUCCCGGCGUGCUCAUGGAGGUCUGGAAGGAAACUUUUGAAGAUUCAGACGAAUGUCACAACCCGGACAUGAACGACUGUGAACAGAUCUGCAUCAACCUUGUCGGGUCGUAUCUCUGCGCAUGUCAGGACGGCCUCGUUCUGAGAGCAGACGGAAGGAGCUGCGCAUCGUGUCAGGAGCUGUACCCCGAUCUUGUAUCCACCGGUGACUUUGGCGUGUACGAUAACCAGUGUUUCUGGUUCUCCCCGCUGAGGGGGGACCGGCUCACGUACCCUGACGCUCAGGAAAGCUGCGUUCUCCUGGGCGGGAAACUCGCCAUGAUCAAGACCGCCGGCGUGCAGGGGUUCAUAGAGGACUUCCUACGGACCAACAGGCCGCUGGAUGAGGCGAAAUAUUUCAUCGGGUUGGACGAUCUCCUUACGGAUUACUUCGCGUGGAGUGACGGGACCGAGCUGGGGGACUUCACCAACUGGAUAACCGAACACACGCCUUAUUACCGCGGGAACUACGGAGUCUUACUGGAGGACCAGCAGUGGGACCUGACACGGGGAUCCGUGACACUCCCGUACAUCUGUCAGAUGGAUCCGGCCGACUGAAAAUACAGGAUACUAGGAUGGAGAGAAGCAAUGUUACCCGCAAAACGGCCAAAGACUACACUGAAAUCAUUUUAUCCCCGCACUAACUUCGCCUUUAAAAGUAGGAGGCACAAGAGAGUGUCUGUUUAUGAAAUAUUGUGGAUAAAUAUAAUCAUCCGACCCCUUUACUUUAAAGUCAGCUCAAUAUUUCUGUACUUUGACACUUUAUAGAUGACAGAAGAGAUAUGGGAAACCAAUUAACAGAAGCGAAGUGUCCACAUUUUAGUUGCGAAGUGUCCACAAUGUUCUUCGUUACAUUCAUUCUAUGCACCUGCUUUUUAAAAGUCUACACCGUCUAUGGUACGUAGUUUAUAGAUUCAUGACUUAUAUUAUCAACAAACAAUGAUCCGGUUGCAAACUUCACUUCAGGAAGAUUUGAAACACCUUGAAUUUGUUUCCCUUUAUAUCUCAAUUUUCUAGCCUUAUGACCAUACAUAGCGUCAGUACGCCAGUCACUGGGGACCU